AUAAAGAGGGCUUGGUUUUCUGGAUCAAAAUCGUUUACCAGAGUGUUGUCUCUACUUCGUUCAUUCUUCCUCAUUGCGAAGGUGUUUCUAACAAACUGGCAUCAAAAUGGUGUCUAUUGAAACAAUAGCAUCUAUUACGAUAAAAAUUCUUAAAUUGGUGAUAAAUCUUAUUAUUUUAAUUUUAUAUCGAACGGGAUAUGCCGGCGAAUUUUUGGGAAUCGGUGGGCAAUGGAAUCUCAACGAAGACAAAAAUCCUGAUGUUGAGAUCGUUGGGUCAGGUGUUUUCGUAGGAUUCUUUCUAUAUACUGCUGUCGUUUUAAUUACUUUUUGUUUUGGCACGACCAAUCACAAAAAAAGUCUCGUCGAUAUUAUUAUGAACUUUCUAGGCCUCUGUAUGUUCUUAGCUGUUGGUGGCACAGCUCUACAUUACUGGCAUGGAUAUCAGCCAGAGCAUAAAUUUGAAUAUUUAGUACCGGAAAAAGAGGUCGGAUUGGCUCUUGGUUCGCUAUGUAUUUUAGAAGGAGUGUUAUAUCUUUUGGAUUUAUUAUUAAGUGUCCGGCAUUUGACAAAAGAAGAAUACGAUUAAUGCGUUUCAUUAAAUAUUAAGCGGAUGUUUUGUAUUUAAAGUUAAUCCAUUCCAUAGAUACAUUAAAGACGAUUAAUCAUGCUUUCAUAAAAUGAUUUCAUUCAUCAUCGUACUAACUCGAGUCAUUCACAUCGAAAUAAAUGUUUUAUUACAAAAUAAUUGUUAUUAAGACGCACUGUGUACGAAGAAAUUAUCGAUAUUUUGUGUUAAUUUGCAUGUGCUUUGUUAAUUAUUAUAAUUUUUAAAUAAUUAUUUGCUACAAAAUUGUU
Molecule: messenger RNA, 855 nt
Organism: Vespula vulgaris
Lineage: Eukaryota; Metazoa; Arthropoda; Insecta; Hymenoptera; Vespidae
Gene: Ssk
Product: protein snakeskin
Exons: 4
Coding region: 107-586 (159 amino acids)
Biological process (GO): septate junction assembly
Source: RefSeq, a predicted model, not a curated record